AUGUCGGCCUGCGCGGGGUUCAUCGACGCCGUGGAGGUUGAGGGCGACGACGGGCCCGACAGCGUCUCCACCAUGACGCUCAGCCCGGCGGUGGCGGAGCUAUCAGGCUCGGGCGUGAUGAGGAGCCGCGUGGUGGCGCGCGACAACGCGGCCAGGGUGAUCAAGACGGAGAUGCUGGAGGGCGGCAAGGUGAGCGGCCAGCUCAAGUCGCAGGUGGUCGAGAUGAAGCUCGAGCCGGCCGGGGACGGUGCUUGUGUGGCGAAGCUCAGGGUGGAGUACGAGAGGCUCGACGGCGGCGGGGCGCUGUCGGCGGAGGACCAGGUGGCUAUCGCCGCCGGGUACCUCGACCUGCUCAAGAUGGUCGAGGCAUACCUGGUCACCCACCCUGCCGAAUACGCCUAA
Messenger RNA from Hordeum vulgare subsp. vulgare (domesticated barley), 402 nucleotides. RefSeq lists its product as uncharacterized. Lineage: Eukaryota; Viridiplantae; Streptophyta; Magnoliopsida; Poales; Poaceae. Gene Ontology annotation, cellular component: nucleus; cytoplasm. The coding region runs from base 1 to 402 and encodes 133 amino acids. Gene Ontology annotation, molecular function: signaling receptor activity; abscisic acid binding; protein phosphatase inhibitor activity. The transcript is spliced from 2 exons. The record is from RefSeq and is a predicted model, not a curated record. Gene Ontology annotation, biological process: abscisic acid-activated signaling pathway; defense response.